This is a messenger RNA of Gymnogyps californianus (California condor), 5042 nucleotides long. RefSeq names its product zinc finger and BTB domain containing 33 (gene ZBTB33). The transcript is spliced from 2 exons. The record is from RefSeq and is a predicted model, not a curated record. Gene Ontology annotation, molecular function: DNA-binding transcription factor activity, RNA polymerase II-specific; protein binding; RNA polymerase II cis-regulatory region sequence-specific DNA binding. NCBI's taxonomy places the organism in Eukaryota, Metazoa, Chordata, Aves, Accipitriformes, Cathartidae. Gene Ontology annotation, biological process: regulation of transcription by RNA polymerase II. Gene Ontology annotation, cellular component: nucleus. The coding region runs from base 6 to 2078 and encodes 690 amino acids.
GCAGCAUGGACGUGCGGGCAGCGGCGGUGCCAGGAAUGGAGGGGAAAAAACUGAUUUCUGCAACAGACACACAGUAUUCUAGUGUGCUCCUUCAGUCUUUGAAUGAACAACGUGGCCACGGACUUUUUUGUGAUGUUACUGUCAUCGUGGAGGACCGGAAAUUUCGAGCUCACAGAAACAUCCUUUCGGCCUCAAGCACAUAUUUUCACCAGCUUUUCUCAGUGGCUGACCAAGUGGUUGAACUGAGCUUUGUAAGAGCAGAAAUUUUUGCAGAAAUUCUUAACUAUAUUUAUAGUUCCAAAAUAAUCAGCGUUCGAUCCGAUUUACUUGAUGAACUGAUUAAAUCAGGGCAACAGCUGGGUGUUAAAUUCAUAGCUGAUCUGGGCGUACCUCCGUCUGAAGGAAAAAACAUGCCAAGCGAGGUCAAAGAUGGUGCUUCAGAAACUUCAACUUCUAGUCCAGGUCAAAAGGAUGCUGAAACACAAGUACCUGUAAUAAGGCCAGAGAGUCAAGAGGUAACGGAUGGGAUGCCGGUUAUAACACAGUCAUUCUCCUUACAUGGCAUAGAAUAUGAGACUACAAAAAUUACAGUGAGUGAUUCAGAUGAUGAGGAUGAUGAUGAUGUAAUUUUUUGCUCUGAGAUUGUUCCUCCAAAAGAAUGUACUAAAGACACAAAUGCUGCUACCCAGAACCAGCCUUGCCCAAGUCCAGCUGGAGUUUCUGACCAAAAAUCAUGUGGCAGUGGUGGCUCUCCCCAUUUGACGAGCACCACAGCAGCUCAAAAACUCACUUCGUCUGCCAGUCAGCUAAGCCCAAACCAAACACAAUCAAGUGCCGAAUCACUUGUCUCUGCAACACCGCAGCAUUUGACUCCUAAUAUCAUUGUGCUAAAUAAGCCUCUGCUUAACUCAUCGCUCAGUGCCAGCUCCUCGCAUCAAACACAUGUGACCCCUACAAUUAAUUUACUUGAGGAGAACCAGCAGCCUUCUAAUAAUGGCUCCGUAACUGAAGUGGAAACAACUGCUGUUGAUGAUGAAGAGGUUGUUGAAGAUGAUGUCGAUAUCAUUAGCUCCUCUAGUCCUGGUUCAGUCAGCAGUAGCUCUUUGGUUCAGCAACCUUCUCUACCCAAGGCAGCAACCUCUGAAGGAUCAGGUGUACAGAAAAAACAGGUUGUUACAUUUUCACAAGAGCCAUUUUCUAAACCUGGAGAAUUUAAAAUAAAAAUCUCAGAUGUCCUGACUGGAAACAACAAGGAAUUCAGUUCAGGUAUAGCAUCAAAGCACGUGGCAGAAGGGCAGAAAAUCAUAACAUUAGAUACAGCAACUGAAAUAGAAGGCCUGUCCACAGGCUGUAAGGUUUAUGCAAAUAUCGGCGAGGAUACAUAUGACAUAGUCAUUCCUGUGAAGGGUGAUUCCGAGGAAGGUGAAGCCAAGCUUGAUGAAACGCCUAGAACGUCUGGUGGUGAUUCUCCAAACAGGAAACGCAUGAAAGUAAAGCACGAUGACCAUUACGAGCUCAUAGUGGAUGGAAGGGUCUACUACAUUUGCAUUGUGUGUAAGAGAUCGUAUGCAUGUCUGACGAGUUUACGGAGACAUUUUAAUGUUCAUUCCUGGGAGAAGAAGUAUCCGUGUCGAUAUUGUGACAAAGUUUUUCCUCUUGCAGAAUACCGUACGAAGCAUGAAAUUCACCACACCGGUGAGCGAAGGUACCAGUGCUUGACGUGUGGCAAAUCUUUCAUCAACUACCAAAUUACGGCCUCCCACAUAAGAUCAGUUCAUAGCCAAGACCCUUCUGGAGAUACCAAGCUUUAUCGAUUGCAUCCUUGCAGGUCUUUGCAGAUCAGACAGUAUGCAUACAUUACUGAUCACUCAAGCAGUAUACCAGUAAUAAAUGAGGGUGGAAUUGUUUAUCGUGUUGGCACAGGGAAGGAUGGCACUGAAGGAACAACAUCUAACCCUCCAGCCAAACAAAUUACCUGGGAUGACAUUUUCAUUCCACAGGGAAAUGAAGCAAUUUUUAAACAAAAUCCAUCAGAGGGAAGUACUGAAUUUGAGUUUGUAAUACCGGAAUCUUACUGAAAUGCAUUAAAUACUGGAAAAAGGAUUGAGUGCAGAAAUAUUGCAGCUGUUUUAAAUGAACUGUUAAAAUCGCUGUAAAAUCAAAUGUUAAAGUGAAAACAAGUUAACUUGUUCUACCAAGUCAUCAAAUGGUAGCACUUAGAUGGAUCAUUAGUAGCUGCAAGUGAUUUGUGGAAGCGAUUCAUCUGAAAGUUUACUUGAAUAGAGAAUAAGACAUUUCCAAGGAGCUGACAGUGUGUUCUGGUAUGUUAAUUUUGAUCAAAACGUGGGGAUUUGUAGCUUGAAGAGGUACAAUUUCUUCUAAAGAGCUAGAAAUCUUCUAAAGUAAUCGAGGUAUUUCCUGUACCCAUACUUACUAGGUAAACCCUUUCUUUCAUGUUAGCACUUUAAUGCUGAAUUCUGUUUAGACGUUGACCAAGAAAACAGAUUUUUCAUCGUAGUCUCUUGAAUAUGGAACCAUUUAAAAAAAAAAUCCCACAACUCAUUUUUGUGAACAAUGCGUUACUGCAAGGGUCCAAAAGAACUGAUCCAGUAGUUUGGAGUAGUGUAUUUUUGAACUAGCAUCUUAGUUCUGCCUUUAUAAGCACUAUGAAUCAUCUGUCUUCAGGCAAAUAGUCUUGCCAACAAGAGAUACUCAGUUAGGGCUAACUUGAACAAACUUUAUUUAUACUUGGCAGUAUGGUGAGCAGAGUAUUCAGUGUCUGGACCAUUAUAUUUUACUCUUUUUGCAACGGGAAAAAAAAACCCCAAACCCACAAAGCACAAUAGUGAUGAAGCUUAGAACACUUCAGAAGGAGAAACUUUUGCCUUUUCAAAGCUUGAGGAAUAAUGUUAGGUUUUCUUACUACUGGAAAAGAUGCCAGUAGUUAGUUUGGAAUAAAGUGCUGAUGCUUUUUUUGCUCUCCAAGAAGGAGGGCUUCAGUCUGGUAUUUCAAAAAAAGUAAUACUUAUGAUAAAAGUAAUACUUUUUUUUUUUUUAGCUGAAGGCUUUGAAAUUUACUUUUCCAAACUAUGAAAUAAUCUAAGUGCUAUAUUGGUUUAGCACUGAGACUGCUGAGGAUCUUGUAUGCCUAUUUGGCUAGAUCUUUAAAUGAAACAGGGAUUUGGAUUUUUUUUCCCCCCCAUUUAUAGGGUGCGGAAGCAUGAGGACUAAACCAACAAUCAAAAAAUACCCUCCAUCCACCAUAAUCCAAAGUAUCAUUUCUCUGCAGUUGUCUAGCUGUCAUCUGUUUUUAGUUUUGGGCUUAUUACAUUGUCCUUUUUUUCUCCUUGCAAUUGGUACAUGUUUAGGCACUUAGAAGAUAAAUUAGACGUCCAACUUGAACAGGAAACAGUAGAUCUGAGAAAAACAAACAGCUGUUUACUGGAGUCAUAGUUUAGCAUUUCAGAUAUAGUGACUUGUUGAAUUUUUGUAAAUGGUGAUACGAAAACUGCUCAAGUUCUAGAGAUGACUGAGAAAGAUUGUCGUGCAUAGUACUAGUUAGUUAUCGUAACCUUUCAUUGCUUAAAUUACAGUUAAAGGUUUUUCUUUUCUUUUUCAUGUUUUAAGUAAGCAUCUUGAUCCUAUGACCUUCAAGGUUAAGGUUUUAGACAUACAGUACUCUAAACAGAAAGGCAUUUAAAUGGUAAAUGGUUCAAAUACAACUUGAGCUAUAAAAAAGGGUACCAGAAAUCUGUAUGAGUUAAUGACGGGAGAAAGAGGAGGAUUUGUUUACCUUACGCAUGUAAUGCUCAGCACUUCUGUUUUGUAGGCCAAGAACAUGAUACACACGAUUAUUUCCAGAUCAUAUUGCAGACCCCUUUGAAAAUAAUGGGGUGUGCUUUCAAAUGUUACAGGUUGGACGUUAUCUGAGAUGGCAUUUCAGCAGUCAAACAUAAUCCUCACAAGACGUAAGUGCUGAUUGCCUGUAUUCGCACAGGUAGCUCUGACUUAGCUGGCCACGUGCUAUAUUGAGACUUCCUGAACUUUUUGACAAGAAAAAUACAAUGUCGUUUUUGUCCUUGACAUGACACAUCUGGAAUUAAGCAUACGUUGCAAAGUGUACAUUCAGUAAUAAUUAAACAUAAUGGCUAUCAGUAUUUGCUGCUGAUGUAUUUAAAACCUUAAAUUAAACUGUGCCUACUAAAGGUCUCUUUUUGGAGGAAAACUGGAAAAUUAGGGCUUUGUAACUAUUUUUGCUAGAAGACUCGUGCUUGCAUGUGUCUCAGGGUCUUCAGUUUUCCUUGGAAGUGAUUUUUGAUAUCCAAAGUCCAGAGGUCACGUAAAGCAUUUUUUUAUUUCACUUCCAGUAUUUAUUGGUUCGGAAACAUGUUAAAUCCAUUCUUUUAAAACUUUUUAUGGGGCCAUGAGCUUUUAUAUUUAGAUUUCUGGCUAUUGCACUUAUAUUUGUUUUUUUGUUUGUUUUUGUAAACACUUAGCUUCCAGUUUAACUUAAUGAAAAACCUUAUGUAAAUAUUAAGAAAUUGGCUUUGGGGUAAUGGAAGACAAAGACUGAAUCUGAAAAUGCAUUUAUAUAAAAAUUAAAAAUUUCAACAGAGUAUGGUAGCAAACCUCACAGUCAUUUAUAUGCAUAUAAAAACAUUAACGGAUCUGCUGCAAAAUAUGAUAAUGGUGGCUGCAUCCUCACUGUAUGGUUUCUUUGGGGAUUCAUACCAUAGCAUUCCAGUACGUGAACUAAAAAUAUUGAGAUAACAAUUGACUGCUUAUUUAUUUUGUACUGUUAAGGCAUGCAGCUUAUAGAAAGAUGCAGAAGCUGAUGACUAUAUACAUUGAACACUGAGUUCUACAGCCAUUGCCUAGGAACUGUUCCAUGUGAAACGUUUAUCAUUUUUGCCAGAUCUGUAAUGUAUAUAGUUGUACAGUCUUUCCUUAACAUACUUUUUAAAGUUGUGUUCUACUUUUCAUUAAUCAAUACUUGAUAUUAGUUCUUAGAGCUUUCUAUGGCAAAAAUAAAAAAGUUUAAU